AGACUGUCAUUUUGAACUUUGUCUCACUCUGAAAGCAGAAAAUGGCCGAAAGGUUUUGGCAAGCUACCUUCUUGGGAGAAGUGCAAAUACCAUUGAUUUUUCGAGGCCUCUCAUGGAUGAAGAUGUGCUCCUUUUUACAAGUGUGGUCAGGUUCCCUGAUGACUCUUUGUAUGAUCAUGUGGUUGCAGUACCUUGCAGGAACGGGAACGUCAUUCUGAGGGUAGUCCACAUGCAGGUGUUCUAAGGUUGACGUCACUACUUCAUCGUUCACCUCAUUUUCCCAGAACAGAAGCACCAAGAAAAUUAUCACCAUUAUUAUCAUCAGAGUGCAGAUCCUUUUUUAAUAGUGAGAACAUUUAAAACCUACUCUUUGAAUACUUUUGAAAUCUACAAAAUGGCAGCAUGGCCCAGGAGUGUGACUGGCAGUGAAGGAGCUGGGAAGACCUUGGAUGCAGGAAGGUCAUUUAAAGCAAAAGAUUAAGAAGCAGCAGUGUCCCUCUUGCGGCAAGAGUUGGCAGCAUGCGGUUGGUAUGUCAACAAAUCCAAGGUCCAAGGGCCCGGAUUGUCUGCCAAAUUCUUGGGAGUUGUUCGAUCAGGCUGACAUGCUCCCACAGCACUAUGGACUGGGCCCACACCUACGCUGAUGUGACCAAUGUCUCCAACUGUUGGAUCUGCUCCACCCUUCCAGCAGCAGCUGCAAACAGUUUGCCCUGGAACGUGUAUCCUGCUUCUGUGAAGAACUGGACAUGGCUAGAAGCUUGGGGUCCCACGGACAAUGGGUGGGAUGCCACAGGGCGGGCUUUGGAUAGAGGACAUCACAAAACCCAUGGCAAACUUGCCCCCUGGCUGACUCCUAGUGUCCAUGAUGGAUGGGGCUGGCCAAUGGAAGAACACGUGGUGCCCCCAUUGCAGGUAUCACAAUGUAUAGAGCAGCACUGGGGUAAAGUCACUGUGGGAUGGUUGCCUACUGAGGUUUGUGCAAAUAUAACAUGUGUCACCUCACCAAGGGUGUGGUGGAACAAGCGGCCUUACCAAGGCUAGGCCCGCACGGACUUUGUGUUCCCUGGGAGUUUAUGGGUCUGUGGGGACACACGAUGGCCAUAUUGGCCACCCAAUUGGACUGGAUAUUGUACCUGGGGUUGGCCCUAUGUGCCUGCCACUGUGCUUCCCACAUUGACUAGUCGUGGCAUAACUCGGAGCCACUGUGUUCCAGCUUUUUGCCAGUGCAUCAGGCCCCCUGGUGGUUCUAUCCCUUAGCAAUGACUAUCCCUGGAGCAGGCAUCAUUACUGUAGAAAAGCAGGUUGCAGCCCCUUUGCAGACCACACAGCUCGGGCCUGAGGUGCCCUCCUUUGGUUAACUGAUGAAGUUGAUCAGAUCAGGAAGGUGGCGCUGCAAAACCGGACGGCCUUAGACAUAGUCGCAGCUGCCCAAGGUGGCACCUGUGCCCUUGUAGGGACACAAUGUUGUACAUUUAUCCAUCACAAUCACUGGAAUACAAUGGCAGCUUUACAAGGGGUGUCAUAGGAGAUUAAGGUGACUGAGUACCUUACUGAUGACCGCCUGCAGAGACAGUGGGCGUCUUUGGGCUCUGGCCUACAUUGGGCUCUCAUAAUCAUAGGUAGCAUAGCAGGAAUAUUAGUGGUAGGUUGUUGCUCUCUGUGUUGUGGCUGUGGCCUAUGGGUCCAGGGUGUGCCAUAUGUGCACGGGUCCCCACCAGAAGGAUUCCUAGUCCUAGGGGGUGGAGUGUGAGGAACAUGGCUGUGUGCGGUCAAGCAGGCAUAGGGCAGCAGGCAUAGGCCAAGGUAAACAGCCUAGAUGACUCAUCAGGAUUGGGGCACAAGCGCACAGUUCCAUAUCUUAUAUAAUCAUAGCCAUGUAGGCACAACAUAAAGAAGCUCCCCACCUGGCUCUCAGUCACUAUCGUUUGCGUAGUGUAUAAAUGUAACACUGACCCUGUGAAGGGGCUGCUGAAGAAAGCCAUGUCUCAUUUACCUGCUGUCUCUUGAGUGUUCUUCCAGCUCCCUGCCCCACGUCCACCCACUCCCCUCAGCCCUCAGCUGGGGCUAGAACCUAACCCUGAGCAUGACAGAGAUACACAGACGGUUGUAAGCAGAGAAACGACAAGCUCCUAGGAUUUGAAAGGAUCAUUCUGACUACUUUGUGGAAAAUAGAUUUGAGGGCACAAGGACAAAACAGAGAGACCUGCUAAAGGGCUGCUGCAAUAGGGCAGAUGAGAAAUGGUGAUGGCUUCGACUAGAGCAGUGGUGGUGGAGGAGGUGGUGAGAAAU
Messenger RNA from Rhinopithecus roxellana (golden snub-nosed monkey), 2289 nucleotides. RefSeq lists its product as uncharacterized. Bases 520 to 1041 code for a protein of 173 amino acids. Lineage: Eukaryota; Metazoa; Chordata; Mammalia; Primates; Cercopithecidae. The record is from RefSeq and is a predicted model, not a curated record. The transcript has 4 exons.